This is a messenger RNA of Neltuma alba, 1440 nucleotides long. Its product is annotated as G2/mitotic-specific cyclin-2-like. The record is from RefSeq and is a predicted model, not a curated record. Lineage: Eukaryota; Viridiplantae; Streptophyta; Magnoliopsida; Fabales; Fabaceae. The transcript has 11 exons. Gene Ontology annotation, molecular function: cyclin-dependent protein serine/threonine kinase regulator activity. Gene Ontology annotation, biological process: mitotic cell cycle phase transition. Bases 161 to 1405 code for a protein of 414 amino acids.
UCCUUUAAUUUCAGCCACAGAGAGAGAGAGCGAGAGUUCGCGUGUGUCUGAGUAGAAACCUCACAGGGGCAGGGCAUUUCCUGAAGAUAAGCUGACUGCUUACGCAUCAGAGGCAAUCCUUCUUGAAUGCUGCUAUUGCAUCUGCUCGGACUGAAGAUAAAUGGGCGGCUCAAAGGAAAACCAAGACCAUCUGGAUUCGCUGAUGCCUUCAUCAAAUCUUCAAGGCUGUUCAAGAAUGGAGGGCAUCAAGUUUAUGAAGGAGAUGACCCAGAGUAAUCGUCGGGCUCUGAGCAAUAUCAAUCAGAAUAUUAUGGAGGCUACUCAUAAGCCUUGUGUGGUCAACAGAAGAGACCCAUUAGGAAGAUAUACAGCACAGACAGUUCAGCACUGCCCUGAAGAAACUAAAAAACUAAGCCUAUUGGCUCCGAACUCCAGUUACCGGUUGGACUGCGAGAUAACAGAUAUUGGAGAAUACGAGGAUGUUGGUGACAAUGGAAUUCCAGUGUUUGUGAAGCACACGGAAGCAAUGCUGGACGAAAUUGACAGAUUAGAGGAAGUGGAAAUGGAAGACGUGGAGGAGCCCGUUAUGGACAUCGAUGUUAGUGAUACGAAAGAUCCACUAGCAGUUGUUGAAUAUAUAGAUGAGAUCUACGAAUUUUAUAAGAAAAUUGAGAAUACCAGCUGCGCCUCUCCAGAUUACAUGGCUGGCCAGUUUGACAUCAAUGAGAAGAUGAGGGCUAUCCUCAUUGACUGGCUUAUCGAGGUUCACUACAAAUUUGAGCUUAUGGAGGAGACAUUGUACCUUACCGUCAGUCUGAUAGACAGGUUCUUGGAGCGUCAGGCGGUGAUCAGAAAGAAGCUUCAGUUGGUCGGUGUAACAGCCAUGCUAAUAGCUUGCAAAUAUGAGGAGGUUUCUGUCCCCACUGUUGAGGAUUUUAUCUUGAUAACAGACAAGGCAUACAAGAGGGAGGAAGUUAUAAAUAUGGAGAAGUUAAUGAUGAACACGUUGCAAUUCAACCUGUGUGUGCCUACUCCAUAUGUGUUCAUGAGGAGAUUUCUUAAAGCAGCUCAAUUUGACAAAAAGCUGGAACUCUCGUCCUCCUUCAUAAUCGAGCUUUGCUUGGUGGAAUACAAAAUGCUCAAGUUUUCACCAUCUUUGCUAGCUGCUGCAGCCAUUUACACAGCUCAGUGUAGUCUGUACCAGUUUAAGCAGUGGACAAAGACGAGUGAAUGGUACACCAAUUACUCGGAAGACCAGCUUCUAGAGUGCUCAAGAAUGAUGGUUACUUUCCAUCAGAAGGCUGGGACUGGAAAACUCACAGGAGUCUGCAGGAAGUACAGCACGUGGAAGUAUGGUUAUGCCGCAAAUAUGAAACCAGCCCUGUUUUUGCUGGGCUCUGAUUGAAGCACGUAGACUAGUACUCUAUCUUCUGCUUGGUC